Messenger RNA from Lagenorhynchus albirostris (white-beaked dolphin), 6315 nucleotides. It is a transcript of the gene UBN1, whose product is annotated as ubinuclein 1. Gene Ontology annotation, cellular component: nucleus. The transcript is spliced from 18 exons. Bases 754 to 4266 code for a protein of 1170 amino acids. Lineage: Eukaryota; Metazoa; Chordata; Mammalia; Artiodactyla; Delphinidae. The record is from RefSeq and is a predicted model, not a curated record.
CGUGACCCGGGAGCAGCGGUCUCCGCGCGCCGGAUCCCGGAGACUCCCGGCUCCUUCCCCCUCCCUCCGGCUUGUGACAACGAAGCGCCGCGGUCUGAGGCGGCGGCGACGGUGCGGCCGGCCAAACGAGAUAGGGAGCCGGCCCUGCGGGCGCCCCGCCCCCGGGCCCUGGCCUCCAGCCCUCUCCCCCUCGGCGCUUCCGUUACGGCCGUUACUCCCUCGCCGGCCCCCGGGCGGGCCGUGUUGCCGCGCCGGCAGCUGCCCUGACGGACUUCAACGCGGCCUGGAAGACAGCCUCCGCCCGCGUCCGGGGCCCCGCACCUGGCGGGCUCUGCGUGGUCGCCCCCGGGCGGUGGAGCGCGCUUUCUAAAGGCCGGCGUCGGGGGAGUCGCUCCCAGCCUGCGUCCGCGCCGCAAGUUCUCCAGGGGCGAAGUGCUGCCCGCCCCGAGGUUCCGAGUUGCCUGGCCGGCGUGGAGCCGGCGUCUCUCCGCUUCCUCUUGGGUCGGCGCGGCGGCACGGCCGGCGAAGCUCCCCCCGGGCGCUCGGGGACCUGACCAUGGCCCGCGGCGCAGGGCGGCCGCCCACCGGGAGGCAUGGCUCGGGGGCCGGCCGCUAGCGGCGCCGCAGCCCGGGCUCCCGGGCCGGCAUGAGGACGGCCGCGGGGGGACGAGUGCGGCCCGUGGGGGUGUAGCCUACGUUGCGCUGGUGACAAAGAAGCCAUGCAGUGACACCUGUUAAGACUUGUUGGUAGCCAUGUCGGAGCCCCACAGGGUCCAGUUCACCUCUCUCCCAGGUUCUUUGAAUCCUGCAUUUUUGAAGAAAUCCCGGAAAGAGGAGGUUGGGGGAGCAGAACAGCAUCAGGACUCUGAGCCCGCUGCAGCAGCUGUUCGGAUCACACUUACCCUCUUUGAGCCAGAUCACAAGCGCUGCCCAGAGUUCUUCUACCCAGAGCUGGUGAAGAACUUACGAGGGAAGGUGAAAGGACCUCAGCCUGCAGACAAGAAGAAAGAUCUCUCGGAUCCUUUCAAUGAUGAAGAAAAGGAAAGGCAUAAAGUGGAGGCCCUUGCCCGGAAAUUUGAAGAAAAAUAUGGUGGAAAGAAACGUAGAAAAGACCGAAUACAGGACUUGAUUGAUAUGGGUUAUGGUUAUGAUGAAUCUGAUUCCUUCAUCGAUAACUCUGAGGCGUAUGAUGAGCUUGUUCCUGCUUCUUUGACUACAAAGUAUGGAGGAUUUUACAUUAACUCGGGAACGCUGCAGUUUAGACAAGCAUCAGAAUCUGAGGAUGACUUCAUUAAAGAAAAGAAGAAAAAAUCUCCAAAGAAGCGGAAGUUGAAGGAAGGUGGUGAGAAGAUAAAGAAGAAGAAAAAAGAUGACACUUAUGACAAGGAGAAGAAAUCGAAAAAGUCCAAGUUUUCCAAAGCCGGCUUCACAGCCCUCAAUGCCAGUAAGGAGAAGAAGAAAAAGAAGUAUUCUGGGGCUUUGAGCGUUAAAGAGAUGCUGAAGAAAUUUCAGAAGGAGAAAGAGGCUCAGAGAAAGAGGGACGAAGAGCAUAAGCCCGUAGCAGUCUCAUCGGUGGAAGCUCAGGGCCUGCGGGAAUUGGAGGGCGCCUCUGACCCUUUGCUCUCGCUCUUCGGCUCCACUUCUGACAACGACUUGCUGCAGGCAGCCACAGCUAUGGACUCGCUGACUGAUUUGGACUUGGAGCAGCUGCUCAGUGAGUCUCCAGAAGGAAGCCCCUUCCGCGAUAUGGAUGAUGAAAGCGAUUCCCUUGGGGUGGGACUGGACCAGGAAUUCAGGCAGCCCUCUUCCCUUCCCGAAGGCCUGCCUGCGCCCCUGGAGAAGCGCGUUAAGGAGCUGGCUCAGGCUGCCAGAGCUGCUGAGGGAGAGAGCAGACAGAAGUUCUUCACCCAGGAUAUUAAUGGCAUCCUUUUAGACAUAGAGGCGCAGACCCGGGAGCUGAGCAGCCAGACCCGUUCUGGGGUAUAUGCCUACCUUGCUUCCUUCCUGCCCUGCAGCAAAGACACCUUGGUCAAGCGCGCACGAAAACUUCACCUCUGUGAACAGGGGGGGCGUCUGAAGGAGCCUAUCCAGAAGCUUAAGGAAGCCAUUGGCAGGGCAAUGCCAGAACAGAUGGCCAAGUACCAGGAUGAAUGCCAGGCACACACGCAAGCCAAGGUCGCUAAGAUGCUGGAAGAGGAGAAAGACAAGGAGCAGAGAGAACGGGUUUGUUCUGAUGAGGAAGAAGAUGAAGAAAAGGGGGGCAAGAGGAUAAUGGGACCCCGGAAGAAAUUCCAGUGGAAUGAUGAAAUCAGGGAGCUACUCUGUCAGGUGGUGAAGAUCAAACUGGAGAGCUAUGACCUGGAGAGGAACAAGGCCCAAUCCUGGGAGGACUACGUGAAGGCGUUUCUGGAUGCUGAGGUCAAACCUCUCUGGCCCAAAGGCUGGAUGCAGGCCAGGACUCUGUUUAAGGAGAGCAGACGAGGCCACGGGCACCUGACGUCAAUCCUGGCCAAGAAGAAAGUAAUGGCCUCUUCCAAAAUGAAGAUGAAGGAAUCAUCGACUAAGCCUGAUAAAAAGGUUUCCGUCCCAUCAGGCCAGAUUGGCAGCCCCCUUGCUUUGCCUUCAGAACACCUGGGAGGAGGCCUGAGCAUUGGGGCUGCAAACAGGGAGCUCUCAUCCCAGGCAUCUGGCAGCCUUGCUAAUCCUGCUCCUAUCAACGUGGAGGACUCGUUGGAUGGAGACUUGAUCCGUAAUUCGGCCUCCUCAUUGGAGGCUGUGUCCAAGGAACUGGCUGCACUGAAUAGCAGAGCCAGCGGGAGCUCUGAGUUCACACUGCCUGCACCCUCAAAAGUGCCUGCAGAGAAAGUCGCAGGUGUUUUAUGUACAGAAGAAAAAAGGAACUUUCCGAAGCCCAACCCUUCUUCUGCCCCACCACCCUCUAGCUCUCUGCAGUCACCCCUCAAUUUUCUGGCUGAACAGGCUCUGGCACUGGGGCAGUCCUCUCAGGAGAAAAAACCGGAGAGUUCUGGCUACAAAGAACUGUCCUGUCAGGCUCCCCUCAGCAAGGGCCUGCCAGAAGUGCAGCAGUCCAAAGCAAAGCACCAUAGUUUGCCACGGACGUCUCACGCACCCCAGGCAGGGGCUCCUGUGCCCAGCCCCCAGGUCAAAGUCUUUCAUGCAGGCACUCAACAGCAGAAGAGCUUCACCCCCCCAGCUCCGUUUGUCAGUAAGCUUCAGGGCCCAAAGCCUGCCUCCCCUCAGUGUCACCGUUCCCUCCUCCAGCUCGUCAAGACAGCUACCAAAAGCCAGAGCUUCCAUCCUUCCACGCCAGUGUCUUCAGGAGGCACACCAGCCUCCAGCAGCAGCUCUCAUAAGACCCCAGCCUCGUCCUCCACUGCCCUGAGCCAUCCAGCAAAACAGCACUCAGCCAGCUCUUCAGGGCCGUCUUACAAGAACAGUCCCUUUGCUGGCUCUAUCUCCAAGCACGGGGUUUCUUCUGGCAGCUCUUCCUCUGGAGGAGCACCAGUCCAGAGCUCUGCUUCUGGGAACUUGCUCCCUGCUGUGCAGCCUCCUUCCACAGGACAGUCCGCCAGCCGACCCAUCCCAGGCUCUGCAGUGAAAAAACCACCUAUUUCCCAGAAGUUGACCCUGGUGGCCCCUCCAGGUGGUCCAAAUGGAGAUUCUAGUGGGGGGACCCAGGGAGUGGCCAAGUUACUCACCUCCUCCCUGAAGCCCAGUGCGGUGAGCAGCGUGACAUCGUCUACCUCCUUGCCAAAAGGAACGAGUGGGGCUGUGCUGCUGACCAGCUCCUCACCCUUAAAUCUACUGUCUUCAUCCUACAAGGCAGGCAGCCCAAAGCUGCCUGGGGCCUUGAACUCGAACCCCUUGGGAAUUAUCUCCCAGCUCCCCCUCCACGUAAUCUCCUUUAGCGCUGACUCCUCCGCUAAAGCAGGGGUCUCCAAGGAUGCCAUCGUCACAGGCCCUGCCCCUGGGACGUUCCACCACGGCCUCGGCCACAGUCUCCUGGCUGGCUUGCACUCCAGCCCGCCCCGCGGAGCACCUCUCCCACACGCUGCCGUGUCUACCCACAUCCCACAGAGUCUGCCAGGUAAUUUCCAGGUGGUCAGAGGGCCACACGCACUGUGGGCCAUUCCCCUCCCCCAUCAGAGGCCUUGUCUGCUGCCAAGGACAUGCUUCUCAGCUUCAUGGGAAAGGGCCCAGUGUGCCACGGAAAUUGUGACUUUCAAGGGAAAGGCUGGAAGCUGAACGAGUAGGUCUCGGAAGUCGGAUAAUAACUAUGCUCUUUCUGCCAUUGAUUUUCUUCUGGAGAAGGCGUGAGUGCUAAGUGGAGCGUCUCUUGGCAUGUGUGAUGUGCCUUCAGUUAGGCGAGCAGCCCCGUGCUUCUCUGGAGGCCCUGACCAGCCUGGUGCUCCAGGCCUCUCGCUCUGUUGCAGACAAUCGUCGGAGGGGCAGCGCUAGGCUGGGGAGCGCGCCGGGUCGUGUUCAGAGCUCUGGUGGCGGGGCAGAGCAGGUGGCGCGGCGCACCUGUGCUUCACAUCUGCCCGACCCCCUCACAUUUGGUCAGAGUACCUCAUGGCACCCUACUGGUCGGGGCUCCUUCUGGCCACAGUGGGCUCCCUGGAUGGUCACGGUGUCCGUCCAUCCUCAGGCUGUGUGCUCAACAGGACAAACCCAGGUAACAUCACAGCUGGGAGAUGUACCUUGUUCUUUGAAAAAUACACCCAAUGUGUGCUCAUCGUGGGGGCCCGUCUCUCCACUGAACAUGACAAUGAAGCUCUUUUAGAGAAAAGACCUUUGUAGAUUCAACAAUUGUGGUAGGAUUUUUAAAGACACUUAUUUUUGGCUCAGUUUUCAUCCUUACCAUUAAAUGCAUUGGAUAGAAUGGGACUAUUCUUCGCAAGUCAUGUUGUUCCUAGGAAAACAUAAUUCCAGUGCCUUUAUGGUGGAGCAGAAUUAGACACACAUCCAUUCAGCCCUCUGAGUGGAUCUCAGAUGAAGACCUUUUUUAAAGAUAUGUCUGUAUUUAAGACAUAGUUUGAGUUUUUUAUGGUUGCACAUCAUAAUCUGUGCCGUCCUGACUUGAAGGUCAUCUGGGCCCACAAAUCCCAGGUCCCAGUUCAGCCAGGGCCCCCACUUUGUUUUUCCAGAGUUCAUACAGGUGGACUGCAGAGCCCCAGAGCCCUUCUUCAUCUCUUCGAGGGCCAAGGAUAUGAGGGGUUCUAAGUCGCAGGUAGACAUUCCAGUUUAUUUAAAAACUAUUCUCAGGCAGAGCUGCAGGAACAGGCCUCUGUGAAGCAUCUGCCAUGUAGAAGCAGGCCUGGAGGUCCUGGCUUUCCAGGCAGCAGGGCUAUGCAUUGACUUCAGGGUGACAUGCUGACGAGCUUGGAGAGCACGUCAGAGACAGAUUGGGACAGUUACCCGGAGCUCAAGUCAUCCCACUGUUCCCACUCACCCAGUGGCUGCUUCACAAAGAUUUUUACGGCACUUGCCUGUCCUGUGAAGUCUGAACUGACUGCUCUAGCUAAGUGAUUUCUGAUACGUUGAGAGUAAACAGCCUCCUCAGAAUGUACGCCUGUGUGGAGACACGGGCAGCUCUCUUGGUUCCUGACUCCCAGGUUACAAUGCUUGGUAACUCACGAUUCACACAGAGUUUGCUUGGUUUCCAGGGGGAGCAAGACCUCUGCCAGCUAGUCGGCCAGGCCUGUGCUCUUUUUUACAUAAAAACCAACAUGUGUUUCACAUUGGGCUAAGUGGAUUCCUUAUCCCUUUAUUAUAUCUAUUUUUUGCAACUUGGGUUUCCAGUUUACAGAAUAGUCUUAGGUAGUAGCAAAAGAGCCAAAGAAGAGAUUUGUAUUGCUGAGCUCAGAGCCGCGCAGAGGCCGUCCGUGAACGCUGAGCAGCAGGAGAACACCCUGGUUCCCUUCCCUGCAGUGCUCCCUCCUCCCCGAGCACCACUGAGUGUGCGGCUGGAGCAGGAUACCCUCAUUCUUAGGAAUCUAGUGAUGCCUCUUGCCUCAGGGAAACGUUUCUUUGAUGGGGAGUUUAUGAGGUUUCUUUUCCUUGUUGAUGCUUUAUUUGUGGUAACGAAAGAGUGAAUGACUUAAAGAGCCACGGCAAGGCAGGUCUGUUGGCGGAGCGGGCUCGUGGGCCACGAGCAGGGCUUUUCUUGCCGGCGUUUCUUGGGUGUGAAAGGGCUGUGGCUUUCAUGCAGCGACUAUGUUGGUGUUGGGGGUGGUGUGGAAAUUGUUAAUCUUGUAUAAAACCACCCAAUAAAUUGUUUCAAGGUUUCCAAAA